Helianthus annuus (common sunflower) is the source of this 1776-nucleotide messenger RNA. Its product is annotated as receptor kinase-like protein Xa21. The transcript has 2 exons. Gene Ontology annotation, cellular component: plasma membrane. The record is from RefSeq and is a predicted model, not a curated record. Gene Ontology annotation, molecular function: protein binding. Lineage: Eukaryota; Viridiplantae; Streptophyta; Magnoliopsida; Asterales; Asteraceae. Gene Ontology annotation, biological process: hormone-mediated signaling pathway. Bases 1 to 1776 code for a protein of 591 amino acids.
AUGGCAUUCCUACUUUAUUCUCUUGUUGUUGUAACAAUAUUUCUUACCACACCAACCAUCUCUACUUCCUAUGGUGGAAAUGAGACUGAUCAUCAGGCUUUGUUGUCGUUUAAGUCGAUGAUUACCCAUGAUCCAAACGGAUCUCUAACCUCAUGGAACUCUUCCGUUCAUUUCUGUGAUUGGAAUGGUGUCACGUGUGGGAAACGGCAUAGAAGAGUGACUGUUAUACAACUAGAGUCACGAGGCCUAACAGGCUCUUUGCCUCCUCAUGUGGGAAACCUCAGCUUCCUUCGCCAGCUUAAUCUCACGAACAACAGCUUUCAUGGAAGCAUCCCUGAUGAACUUGGUCGUCUUUCCAGGCUACGCGUCCUUCGUCUUGGUGACAACAAAUUCAGCGGAGUCAUUCCAACUAAUUUGUCCGCUUGUUCCAACCUUAAAGAGCUCUCUCUUUGGGGUAAUAGGCUAGUUGGAAGUAUACCCAAAGAGAUAAGUUUUCUUUCUGAACUUACUGAUAUUGAACUUGAUGAUAAUGAUUUAACAGGUGGAAUCCCACCAUUUUUGGGGAAUAUCUCAUCAGUGGAAGUAUUCUCUGUUUCGGGAAAUCCAUUUGGUGGGAGCGUUCCAGACACCUUAGGUCGUUGGAAAAACUUAAGAGUUUUUACCGCUGGUGAAUGUAACUUACAUGGCUCCAUCCCUCAUUCCAUUUUUAACCUCUCACUCCUUACUGGGUUUUCUUUAGCUGAGAAUCAACUUACUGGUAGUCUUCCUCUAGCCAUGGGUACAAUGCUCCCUCAUCUUGUCUUCCUUCAAUUAAGGAAUAACAAUCUGACUGGACUUAUUCCACCCUCUAUAUCUAACUGUUCGAAAUUACAAGUUCUUGAAAUGAGCAUAAACGAUUUUAAUGGGAAGUUGACAAUCGACUUUUCAGAACUAAAAGAUAUUUAUGCAAUAUUCUUAAAUGAUAACAAACUUGGCGGACACGGAGAAGCUGAUGAAAUGAAGUUUAUUGAUUCUUUGAAAAACUGCAGCAAGUUAGAGAUAUUGAAUCUUAAUACCUGCAACUUUCAAGUAGAGCUCCCAAUAUCAAUAGGUAAUCUUUCAAAGCAUCUCUCGUUUCUGAAUUUAGCAAUAAAUCAGUUGCAUGGGAACCUUCCUUUAAGUAUAGGUAAUCUAGUUGGCCUGACCGUUUUACAUUUAGGAGGUAACAGAUUCACAGGAAAAAUCCCAUUUACCAUUGGUAAGCUUCAAAAUCUAGGAGUUCUUACGAUGUACGAUAAUCAAUUAGCAGGUUUGAUUCCAGAUGCCGUCGGGAACUUAUUGAUGUUGAUUGGACUUGAUCUAAGUACCAAUAGACUAGAAGGGCAUAUACCAUCUAGCUUGGGAAAUUGUCAUCAUCUAUCCCUUUUGGACCUUUCUAACAAUUUACUCGUCCGUAAAAUACCUAAACAAAUUCUUCAACUUCCAUCUCUAACCAUAUGGUUAGAUCUUUCUCAAAACAGCCUUUCUGGUUCACUCCCAACAUAUGUUGGAGACCUCAAGAUGUUGACUUAUCUGGUUUUAUCUUUUAAUAAUCUAUCUGGUAAUAUUCCUAGUAGCCUUGGCAGUUGCACUAGCCUUUCAUUAUUAUUCCUCGAUGACAACUUAUUUGAUGGUGAGAUACCACAAUCAUUAAGUUCUUUAAAAGGAGUGGAGGGACUUGAUUUUGCUCAUAAUAAUUUAUCGGGGCAAAUUCCACAAUUCUUAGAACGUGCCGGUGCUAGGAGUGUUUGCCAAUAG